AUGGCGGAAGUUUCUCCAGAGCCCAACUUACCUUCUGGUUAUGACGAUGAAUUCGUAGAGCCAGUAAAUGUAGAUUUGCGAUGUGGAAUAUGUCGGUUGCCGAUGAGGGAUCCGAUGAUUACUCGUUGUGGCCACCAUUUUUGCCGCGAAUGCAUCGAGGAGCAUUUACGAAGGGAAAAACAUAAAGGUCGGAAUGGCUUUUGCCCUGUAGACCGAGAAGCCGUCGAUCUAGAAAAGGACAUGUUUCCAAAUAAAGAGAAGGAGAGAAAGAUCUUAUCUCUUGCCGUAAGGUGUGGUAGUGAAGACUGCGAAUGGGCUGAUGAACUAAAAUUCAAGGAGCGGCAUUUGGAGGAGUGUCCUUUUGGAGUGAUUCCAUGCCCUGACUGUAAAGUUACCAUGGUACGGAAAGAUCUUGAUGGACAUAGCGCCACUCAGUGCCCAUGGAGAAUGGUACACUGUGAUUUCUGCCAGAAGCAAUAUCCGGAUUGCAGUAUGGAGGCGCAUCUCGACAGCUGUGACAGAUAUCCAGUACAUUGUGAGCAAUGUAACGCGACAGCUUCCCGAGAGAUGCUUCAAGAUCACAUGGAAAACUACUGCGGGAAAACCGAACUUCCCUGUUACUUUGCUAAGCUGGGCUGCAAAAAACAGGUUCCACGAGAAAACCUGGACGAUCACCUCCUCCAGUCUCAGAAGGAACAUCUCAACUUACUUGUCGACAAGGAAGACUUCCUUCAGAACCAAAUUGCUACUCUCCAAGAGCAAGGCAAAGCUAAUGAAGCAAAAAUUCAGAAGAUGAAUGAGAAGCAACAUGCCUUGGAGAGAGAAAUGGAUGAGAAAGAAAAAAAAGGCUUGGAGAGACAAAUAUAUUGA
Molecule: messenger RNA, 870 nt
Organism: Pocillopora verrucosa
Lineage: Eukaryota; Metazoa; Cnidaria; Anthozoa; Scleractinia; Pocilloporidae
Source: RefSeq, a predicted model, not a curated record